Molecule: messenger RNA, 2337 nt
Organism: Symbiodinium necroappetens
Lineage: Eukaryota; Dinophyceae; Suessiales; Symbiodiniaceae
Source: the annotation of a GenBank genome assembly
AUGGCUUUGGGCUCUGUUCUCCUGGCAUAUGGCCGCCUGAGCUCUGCGGACACCCCGUCGCUAGCUUUCGCGGACAAGGUAGGCGCAGACCUUCUGAAGUUGCUGCAUGGUGUUCUGGAUGUGCGCACAAUUGCCAUCAAGCUGGCUGCGGGCAAAGUAGUUGCGUGUCCAUUUUCUGCUGAAGUCAUCGAGGCUGGGCGUGAGCUUGUUUUCAGCAGUCUUGAGUCUGCGGGGUCAACUCUGCCUGUGCGAGAAGUGUCAGAAGGACAGCCGUUCUAUUUGGCUGCCAUAGAAGAGCUUUUGCGCAUGUCUGGUGAUCCGGACUACGCAGCCUAUGACACGGCCGAAAACUCCUUUGCAAAAGGUGUCCGCAUCGGUGUCGGAGCAGAGCUUCCUCGUGUGCCAGCUGUGUUUGAAGAAAAGACCCGCUGGCGCAAGUAUGAUGACGAUGCAGAGCAUGCGCAGUCCGAGCGAGACAACUAUUUGUCUGCUCGUGAAAAUGCUGCGGAAGUCCAGAAACAAUUUCUCGAGGAGGCGGCUCUAGGCGCAAUGGUAGAAGUUUCGCUGGAGGAGGCCCUGGCAGAGUAUGGGGACAGGCUGGCCUUGGCUUCACUGGGAGCCAUCGAGAAACGUGAUGGCACCUACAGAGUGGUUCAUGACGGCACCCAAGGAGUGGGUGUUAACUCGUCUAUCAAGGUGCGAGACCAGUUGCGAUCGCCCACAGCAGGCGACCUUAGUCCCAACGAGCCCAACAAGCAUGAGCCUCAACUCGCGGCGGCCUCGCUAGCUGCGCUUACGGUGUGGUACUUCUACUUCUUGUGUGUCUUCGUGCUGCUUGUCACGGCGAUUGGCUCCUCCAUUAUGGCAACCGGUCAAUAUCUACUCCAACAUCCUUUCGAUGCGCCCAGCUUGUUGGCCAGGAACAUGCCGCAAAGCACACACUUUUACCUUAACUUCAUUCCGAUGCAGAUGGCUGCCUAUGCGACGGCAGCACUGAGACUGUCACAGCUUAUGAAGUACAUGGCAUUCCGCACUUUCCAUGGCCCAGCCGAUGCCAAAGCAAGAAGUGAACCCGAAGACCAGACAUACUUCGGGAUCGGCUCGCGCUCUGCCCGUGCAUCCCUACAUCUUGUCACGGUUCUCACAUUUUGCACAUUGUCUCCUUUGAUUUCAUUUCUUGGCCUUAUGAUGUUCGCCAUAUGUCUUGCAACGCAAGGUUUUCUAUUCAGGGAGGUGGAGUCUGUCAAGUCAGAUUCGGGAGGAGUUUUCUUUGUAACGAGCCUGCGACAUGUCCUUCAGGGCCUGUUCAUCUUUGUUCUGUUGAUGACUGGAGUGCUUGCUGAGCGUUCUGGCAACUGGAUUCCCGGCGCCGUGUCGGCCAGCAGUUUGGUGUUCGUGCAGUGGUCGAAUAACACCUUCCGGAGAAGAUACCGUUGGCGACACCUCCAGUUCGAAGAGAUAUUGAAGAUGCCGGAGACCCGCAACAAGCGCCCCUCUUCCGGUGAGAAUUACAGACAGCCAGAGCUUGAUGAGUGUAUGAUGUUUGUGACGUUCGCCCUUACAUUCCUGACGCUGAAGGACGAAGAUCGGAGUCCGGGGUAUGUGUUGCUCAAUCUGUUCCAAGCUCUCUUCCUCACAGACAGCGAUGGAGCAGAAAGUAUAUCAGGCCUCGAUAUCGGUCACCAACAGACUCUGGAUUUCGGAAUCGAGAUGUACACCGGUGACGGAAGCCACCUUUUGCUGAUCGUGACGACUGUGAUAAUGCUCUUCGCUACCUCAAUUUUUUCCUUGGUGCUGCUGAACUUGACCAUUGGUAUGUACACCAAGUUUUACGAGCUGCAGGAGCCUUUGGCACGCUUAGGUCUUCAGCAGUGCCGUGCCAGGCUUUGCGUGCGCUUUGCAUUGAGACCAUCGGUGCCACGAACAUGGCUGGCUGGAAUGUCUCUCGAGGGAUCGAAGUGGAAGACUUGCCUCUUUGCGCUGCCUUUCGUUGUGAUCUUUCUGGCGUCUGCCAUCUUCGAGUUGUGGAGUGUAUAUUCAGGCGGUCUCUGCCUGUGCGCCGUCCUCCUUAUUUGCCAGGCUGCGUUGCUGAUCAAUGUCGAUGAUCUCGACUCGCGGCACAGGUAUCUGUGGGUAUGCUAUCGUUCAGAUUACUCAGAAACUUUCUACAUGAAUCAGGAUGCGGAGAUUACACAGCUGAAGUCUGAGCUGCAAGAUGCGGAGCGCAGACAAUCUGAAGAAAUUGCCAAAAUUGCUGGAGAUGUCCGAAGGUUGGAGCAGAGCGUGAAGGCCUGCUGUGACCUGCUUCGUGGGAAGCCCCAGGACGCUAGCCGCUAA